AUGGAGGGGGCGAAUACAGUGGAUGUGAGCUGGCUCCAUCAUUCUCAUCGAGGUAUAGCAAACACUAUACAUGCUCCUGUUCUUUUUGUUGUACCGGCAGAUCAAACCUUGCGAACCAAAGCCGCCGCUACUACAGUCCUUGAGAAGCCCAAUGCACAGACGGACCUAAAGGCCGAGCGAAAUGCCCCAAAGAAACCAUCGCCACAGCGCUCGACUAGCGAUGCAUCGCGUAAUCCCUCGCAGGAAGCUGAUGGCCAUACGGAGCCAGCGUCGCGUAAUUUGCCGGAGAAAAAAUCACCUAAUCCUCCCAGUACGCCCGCUAAAGGAAGCGCACCGAAAGCAGUGCCAGCAAGGCGCAACUCGUGGAUCUCGUCGUUGAGUUCCAAAUUCUCUACCGGCACUACUCCUCCAGGGGCAAGUGGUACCAAAGAAAGUCCUCACGCUGCUCUGAAGCAGAAUUCCCCGGUUACGAAACCAGAUAUCAAUCCGUUUGGCGCUUCAUAUCCUCCUAGGGAUAGAGAUGAACGCAUCGCCGAGUCUGUCAAUUCAGUAACUUCCACCUCACCGAAGAACCCUUCCUUUCUUCAGAAUGCAUUCCGAAAAUUAUCCUCGGGUGCUGGCGCAAUAGGAGGAAGGACUACAGGCAACAGUGGCUUAUGCGAACGCCGGAUAAUGAAUGUUGAUCCAAAUCGAGAUCGGUGUAAGGUUCCUGAAUUGGAUCAAGCCACGUUGAAGCGUGUUGCCUUUUGUGUCGACGUCGAGAUAGCAGGCUUUAGCCAGCGAGAGAUCGACGAGCAAACGCGUGAAACCGGUAAUAACGUGCCUACUUCCCAAGGGCCUAAGGCAAAGGCCAAAGAGAAAGCGGAAGCCUCGGCAUUGAAGAACCCAGAGGCUGUUGUCAAGGAAAAAGAACGUGAGCUGAAAUCGAGCGCAGUCGACCAGCCAACAGCGACGGCAACGUCACCCUCAACGUCACCCCCAAUCGCAACCGCAACCACAAAUGGUGAAACUGUUCCCGAUGGUCGAACCAAAGAGCCAACCAGGAAACAAGAAAAGAAGAAACGCUCAGAGGAAGAAAGAAAGGAACGGAAAGAGCGGAAGAGAAGGCAGGCAGAAGAGAACGGAACUAUCCCUAUGCAAUUCAAGCAUGCGGAAGAUGAGCAGUCUGCGGCAUCACCAGCAAGUGGUAGUUCACGCACUAAAACACAGAAUCAUCCGACUACGGACCCUGUGCGCAUCUAUCGCCGUUGUUGUCAGCUCCGUGAAACUCCAGUCUUGAAGAAACUAGUAGAGCAAAUGGCAUCGCCAUCAUCGACACUAGCUGAGGCUCCUGGCACCGUGGCGCUGCUAGAUCUCACUGAUUUCCCCAUGACGUUGCAGGAUAUUGUUACUAUGAGUGAUUGGCUGGCAAUAGUUCCUGUUCGCAAAUUAUGUCUUGAAAACUGUGCUCUCACGGACGAAGGAGUGCGCUCAAUUUUGGCAGGACUCUUGUCAACAAAGACCAUGCAACAAGCUCGAAAUAGACGCCGGUCUGCCAAAACUUCUAGUACAGCUGCGCCACAGCCUUAUGGAAUUGUUGAGAAGCUAUCGUUAAAAAACAACACGAAGAUUGGACCUGAAGGUUGGCGUCACAUUUGUUUGUUUAUUCAUCUCUCGAAAUCCCUCAAAGCGAUCGAUCUCUCCGGUAUUCCUUUCCCGAGGAAUAUAUCUGCUGCCGAUGGAUUGAAGGGCUCUCCAAAAUCGCGUGACAUUGGGAGGACGCUGGCCGCCUCCCUUAAAUCACGGUUUGGUGGCGAUCACCUUGAGGAAUUGCUCCUUAGCGAAUGUCAACCGUCUACCGAAGAUAUAGAAAACAUUUGCAAUGCAGCAGGCUCCAUAAAGCUGAGACGGCUUGGAUUAGCUAAUAACAAUUUGACUCGGGAAGGGUUGGAGCAUGUUGCCCGUUAUCUCCAGGGUAAUAACUGCGAGGGUGUGGACCUUGGUGGGAACGAUUUACAUGAACAUCUAGAUCUGCUAGCGGAUGCCAUAGAUUCUCAAAGCCCUUUAAUGGCGUUGAGUUUGGCGGACUGUUCAUUGACACCGGCUACGAUAUUUCCUCUGCUUCAAGCACUCCCAACACUCCCUCUCUUGCGAUUUGUUGACUUUUCGCACAAUCCAGCACUAUUCACCUCGCAGCCUGACUCGUUAUCCAUGCUCAGGCGAUUUCUUCCAAAGAUGACUGCGUUGAAGCGCAUACAUCUAGCAGAUGUGGACCUUUCCCCAGAUCAUGCAAUUGCAAUUGCAGAAAUAUUGCCUGAGUGUCCGAGUCUAGCUCACCUGAAUAUCCUAGAGAACUCACAAAUUGCGAGGCUUGGUUCAUCGCAAGAUCCAGCCGAUCAAGAGGAGGCAUGCGCCGUUUAUGCUUCCUUGAUGGCGGCCGUUCGUGUUUCACACACCCUCAUUGCAGUGGAUAUCGAGGUCCCUAGUGCCGAAUGUAAUGAAGUUGUGAGAGCAUUGGCCUCUCAGAUCGUCGCGUAUUCUCUCAGAAACAUGGGCGCUAUUGAGGAGCUUAGCGAUGCAAGCCAGGUCCAACGCCCAGAGGUCCCGAUUCCUGAAGUGCUGCAACAUCUUGUAGGACAUUCAGGUCCUGGAGAAGCCACAGAUGUUGAAUCUGCACCUAACGAAGACUAUGUUAUUGGAGGAUCAGGCGUCGUCAAGGCGCUCGGGGUGUGCCUCGGCAACCUUGAGCGCUACCAAUCUGAAAUGGGAGGAUCAAGACCAAGCAGUGGUCGCUCAACCCCCGUUCCGCACGUUUCUACGUCAGUCAAUAGGACUAAGAAGGCGCGAGACAUGUCGAAGAAUUUACUCGGAUCCGCACGUAACAUCAAAGCUAGAAUUGAGAUAUCACUCAUUCGGGAGGAUAGAGCUGGCAAUGACGCCAACUAUCGACGACUACAAUUCCUUGAUCAGACUCUACAGAAGAUCAUCACACGUUUUGAAGAGGAAUUUCCCGAGUGCCGUGUACCCACAGACAAACAAGCGGAAGAGGUAUCAUCGCAGCAGUACGGUGGUUACAGUCAUGAACCAGCAGAAGCGGCUGAUAGCCCAACGUAUGCUCCUGAUCCUGCUACUGCGGAGGAUGACGAGGCGGAUCCAUUUGCCAUUCGACUGUCACGCAGAGGCUCAAAUACAUCCCUUCACUCUCGAGCGUUGACUUCUGAAGAAGGGCGUUUCCACCGUAUUAGUCAGAACUUGAGAAGAGAUUUCCUCAAUCCAUCUCUCGUUUCGCCUGAAGACAGUGACGCCGUAUCUAGAGAUGAUUCCCAUCUCAACGCGCUUCGGGAGAAACUGGAGAAUAUGAAAGGAGAAGAACCUCAGACGCACGUGGAGAGCGUUGGAGCGGACAAGGCUUAUCACGAGUUGGGGUCUACUAUGGAGGAACUGUGGAUCAUUCAGCAGCAAGAUCAGGAUGCGUUCGAGAAGUGGAAGCAAAGCCAAAUUGCUGCUCAAAUCAACGCUGGCCUGCGACCACGUCCGUCCCAGCCGCAGUCUCAGCCGGAUGGAGCAAAUCAUUCUAGCGAUUGA
Messenger RNA from Talaromyces atroroseus, 3564 nucleotides. RefSeq lists its product as hypothetical. NCBI's taxonomy places the organism in Eukaryota, Fungi, Ascomycota, Eurotiomycetes, Eurotiales, Trichocomaceae. Gene Ontology annotation, biological process: activation of GTPase activity; nucleocytoplasmic transport. The transcript is spliced from 3 exons. The record is from RefSeq and is a predicted model, not a curated record. Gene Ontology annotation, molecular function: small GTPase binding; GTPase activator activity. Gene Ontology annotation, cellular component: cytosol; nucleus; perinuclear region of cytoplasm. Bases 1 to 3564 code for a protein of 1187 amino acids.